AUGCAAACAGAACCAAAACACAUGACUUGUCGCAGCCCUACUCCCGGUGCAGUGACUCGAAGAGCGUUCGAGGCCAUACUCGCCAUUGUCGCCCUAUCCUUUGUCACCGUCCACAUCCGCGAGACUGGCGCUGAUGGAAUCUGGUUCUACUGCGUGAUUGCAGGGUUGUCGCUUGUCCAUAUCCUUUUAACGGUGAUGGCAGAGCUCACGAUGGGGUUUGCCGUGCCCAUUGUCGCCGAUAUGGUGCUUGCUGGUCUAUGGUUUGGCGGGGGUAUCAUCACAUUUACGCUGCCGCCGCUGCGGUGGAUGCCAGCCUUGUUUGCCUUGUCGUUUGCUCAAUUCAUCCUGUACACGGUGGAAGUGGUGUCGGGAGCCAUCGGUCUCCAGUGUAUGUGA
Molecule: messenger RNA, 396 nt
Organism: Diutina rugosa
Lineage: Eukaryota; Fungi; Ascomycota; Pichiomycetes; Serinales; Debaryomycetaceae
Exons: 1
Coding region: 1-396 (131 amino acids)
Source: RefSeq, a predicted model, not a curated record